AAAGAUAAAACAAAAGCUGAAAGGAAGAAACCAGAGGAAGGAGACGACCACCACAACGCAUCUCAGCUCUUCCUUAAUCCAUGGCAGACAAGGGCCGCCCGUUGCCAAAGUUUGGCGAAUGGGAUGUGAAUGACCCUUCAUCAGCUGAGGGAUUUACUGUUAUCUUUAACAAAGCUAGAAACGAGAAAAAGGGAGGUGGAAAAUCUGACUCACCAGGGAAAGAUGAACCUGGAUAUAAUAAAAAUGGGGAAGUUCUUGAGAAACCCGCCAAAAAAUGGUUUUGCUGUAUACGCGCAGAAUAAGUGGAGAGGUGUUUGCCUUGGAAGGUCGUUUAUCUAUAUCUAAAAUCAUACUGCAUCAAGAAGACUGGAGCUUGUCUGAGAAGCCAUGACAGUCACUUUUGGAUUCUGGUCAGAAAUGUUUUGAGUGGUGUGUUUAGUGACUCUGGUUGUUGUGCAAGGAUGGAUGUAUUUAGAUAACAACAAUGUCGUCGUUUCUAUGUAUUGGUGUGAUGGGUUGUAUUCUUCACUUGUGAGUUAAUGACAACUUAAUAUUGCUA
Messenger RNA from Arabidopsis arenosa, 559 nucleotides. The record is from the annotation of a GenBank genome assembly. Lineage: Eukaryota; Viridiplantae; Streptophyta; Magnoliopsida; Brassicales; Brassicaceae.